This is a messenger RNA of Caenorhabditis sp. 36 PRJEB53466, 1222 nucleotides long. NCBI's taxonomy places the organism in Eukaryota, Metazoa, Nematoda, Chromadorea, Rhabditida, Rhabditidae. The record is from the annotation of a GenBank genome assembly.
AUGAUCAAAGAAGAAGAGAGAGUGGAAGCCGAUGAAGAGAGCGAGAAUGAUCAGGAGAGAAUCGCUUUCCUCACCGCGUUCAUCGGCCGUCUCAUGCACGCUCCGAUGAAGGCAAAGUCCCCGGCCGAGGUGGACGUGGCGGUGACUCGCGAGGAGAUCCGCAUCGUCUCCAACUACGCCGCCGCUUCGUUCUCCGGCCUCGGCUCGCUGAUGCGCGUCGACGAGAGCUGCCUGCCCGUUCAAAUUGUCGGAGACCUCCACGGCCAUUUCUCGGACCUCCGUAAUAUUUUCGCGAGGUGAGCUCUGUCACAACUUGCUUGGUAUUCAUGAUAUCCAGACACGGACCGCCGGGCGUCUCUCACUACGUUUUCCUCGGCGAUUAUGUGGACCGUGGGCGUCAGGGACUCGAGACGGUCCUACUGCUCAUGGCCUUCCACUGCCUUCAUCCCGGCCAUCUGUUCCUCUGCCGUGGAAACCACGAGGACUACAACACGACGUUGACGUACGGAUUCUACGACGAGUGCCGAAUGAAGUACGGAAAGAAGGGCGCCCUCGCUUGGCUUCACAUCGUCAACGCCUUCAACCACCUUCCGUUCGCCGCCGUUCUUUUCGACAAAGUGCUGUGCAUGCACGGAGGAAUUUCCCCGCACAUCCAGACGCUCGAGGACAUUGAAUCGGUUAGUGGGUAGGGGAAAAUCACAUCGAUUCAGUGCUUAUGUCAGAUCCAACGUCCCACUUUCAUUCCUUCCUACGGGCUCGCCUGCGAUUUGGUCUGGUCGGAUCCGGAGCACACUACAGUAAUACUUUGAGAAAUGUUGAAAACAAGCAGGGUUUCAGAACGCCGGAUGGUCUCUGUCGGCACGUGGAAUCUCCUUCUCGUUCGAUGACACCACUAUCGAGAAGUUUUGCCAGGAAAACGGGAUCGAUUUGAUCGUUCGAGCUCAUCAGAUCUCCAGCGAUGUUGGAAGUGCAGAGUAGCCCUGAAAGCGAUAGUUCUGAUUUCAGAUGAUCAAAGGAGGACACAAAUGGCACGCGAACGGCCGCAUGGUGACCAUAUUCUCGGCGGCCAACUACCUGAGCAUGGGCAACGAUUCGUGUGUGAUCCGCAUCGAUCAGCAGGUAUCCCCGACGUCACUUCUGACACAUUUUCUCUUUAUUUUCUUCCCAGAAAAACGUCGAAUUCUGUCUGUUGCGCCCGUCUAAACGAUCUUUGAAAGUGUAA